UGUGGAGGAGCUCAGGCGGUCCGGACACGAUGCGACGUCCCGCAAAAUGCAGGUGUAGCCGGCUUGCGUCGAUUCGGUCCAGAUUCGCCGGGGAUCCUUCCGCCCAGUGGGAGCCAGUGGUGCCCUACACCCGUGUAGGGAACGUGGCCCCAAUCCGAGUCACGGCACCAAGAUUGUUGUACCCCAACAAAGAGAGGUUCUUUUCUGGGGUUUUUGACCACGAACCUUUUGAGAACAGCAGAUAUGUCCCAGUCACAGUUUCUGUACUGCCCUUCUUGGGACCCUUGGAGGAUAGGCGCUAAAAGGCUUAUAAGAAGCAAGACAGGCCCAGUGAAUCAGAAGGCAAAGUCAACUCAGUUAGGCAUGAUCCAAAAUGACCAAUUUCAGCCCCAGUUUGAAUACAAGCCUGCAGGUUUACCAAGAGUGAGAUUUGCCUCCAGAGCAUUUGUUCGAACACUAAGAACUAGGGAACCUCUGAAUGAGGUUGAAGAGGUCUCUCCUGGCUUCACUUUGUCUCGCAGCAAAGAAGAAAUUGAGGUGUUACUGGGGGAAGAAUUUUUUGAGAAGAAAGAAGUUGUCAAGCCCAUUGUGUCUAACACUCCACCCAAGCUUGAGACGGAGGAUAUUAUUGCUGACUUGGUGGAACAGAUUUCUGAACUCACAGCCAUCAUGGAGCAAUUGCGCCGAGAUCACCAUACUACGCACAAACAGCUGGAGCAAGAAAUGGACGAUAAAUGCAAAGAGUUGCAAGAGGAACAUGAGCAUAAAACCAGGGAGCUUAAAUCAUGUCAUAUAAUAGAAAUGGCUGCUUUGGAAGAACAGUAUAAGAAAGAGCUGCGGACUGAGAGGGCAACAGCACAAGAGAAGCUGGCUGGGAUGCAGAAGGAAUACAAAUAUCUGAAGAAUGCAUUCCGUUUGUAUCAGGAUAGUAUUUCUGAUGAAAUGGAGGAGAAAUGGCUGAGAAGGCAAGCAGAAUGGAAAAAAAGUGAGAGGACUGAGCGAGAGAAGGCAUUGUUACAACAAAAGCAAACACUGACAAGAAGGUUUGAAAUAGAGCUAGAAGAACAUAAGAAGAUUAUUCAGAAUAACAGUUUUAUGUUGGAUGAAGCCUACCAACAUGAGAAAGAGGAGUUUAAAAAGCAGCAUGAGGAGAACAUGAAAAAAAUAACCGAGCUGAAUGAAAAGUUAGGGGCUUUGGAGAAAGAGCUGAUGGAGAAGAAUGAGACUUUGAAUGAUAUUGCUUCAUCUCUCCACAAUACGGAACUGGAGCUCCGGAAUGAGAAAGCUAAUAUGGCAGAGAUGGAGAAAAAUAUCCAGCUGCGAAUUGCAGCAGUUGAAGAGAAAAAUCGAAUUCAUAUCACCUCUUUGAUAGAGGAAAAUGUAGUUCUGAGACGCAAGCUUAUUGAGAAAAACGAAGAGAUCUUCAAUGAGCGUGCUCGAAGGAGUGGCAUCUUUGAGUCAUUUGAGUGGGGCCAGAAGUGAAAAGCCAACGUGGCAGACUGAGAUGAGCAUCCUUUUCUUCAGCAGCUCCUGCAUUUAAAGCCGGAUUUGCAAUCCUAGAGUAAUCAAAUAUUAUUUGCUAACAUGUCAUUGUGGUGAUCACUUUUUUAUAUAUUAGCUACUGCCAAGUGUUGAUGUUUCUUUAGGGAGAGUUAGUCAUGCCUUGCUCCUUCUAAAUUUAAGAUGGGGCUGCUGUUCGCUCACAGUUUGUACAUGUAGAGGUAAGGUAUGUAUGUCAUAAUUUUAAAAAAGAACAACUAAGGAGCAUAUCCCAGCCUAACUUAAGUCCUACUUAUUUCAAAGGAGAAUAGCUAAGCAUAAGCUUAACUUACUCACUGAUAACAGUGGGACUUUAAAAUUACUUUUGUCUCCAUCAUGCUCAAGAGUGUGUUCAGAGUUAUAAACCACCUGAAGCAUAAUUAAGGCUUUGCUUGAAUGUUACAUUACCAUGCCAGGUAACUGAGCUUCUACAUUAAGUAUUAUAUUAAUACAUUCAGACCCUCAAUUGUUUGAACCCGUGUGAGAGCUCAUAAUGUGGAACUUACUAGAACCGGUUGUUAUGUCUGCCACAAGUAGAACUUUGUCCUGCAUUUGCUGUGUAGAAAGAUAUAAAAUUUAAGACAGAACACUG
Hemicordylus capensis (graceful crag lizard) is the source of this 2131-nucleotide messenger RNA. RefSeq names its product flagellum associated containing coiled-coil domains 1 (gene FLACC1). The record is from RefSeq and is a predicted model, not a curated record. Lineage: Eukaryota; Metazoa; Chordata; Lepidosauria; Squamata; Cordylidae. The transcript is spliced from 16 exons. Bases 244 to 1482 code for a protein of 412 amino acids. Gene Ontology annotation, cellular component: cytoplasm.